Messenger RNA from Dicentrarchus labrax (European seabass), 3412 nucleotides. RefSeq names its product family with sequence similarity 49 member A, like (gene fam49al). Gene Ontology annotation, molecular function: small GTPase binding. The record is from RefSeq and is a predicted model, not a curated record. Gene Ontology annotation, biological process: regulation of actin filament polymerization. NCBI's taxonomy places the organism in Eukaryota, Metazoa, Chordata, Actinopteri, Moronidae. The transcript is spliced from 11 exons. The coding region runs from base 471 to 1442 and encodes 323 amino acids.
AAUUGAAAAGAUACAGACACAUGCGUCAGUACAAUGCAGCCAGAGGGAAAAGACAGAAAUGUAAAUAACAUGAACAUAUCUUAAGCUCUUCAUACAAACAACCUCACCCAGCAGAGGAUCAUCGUAUACAAACUGCACAAAACAACACAAAGAGCCACAUCUAGCACACAGAUCAAAUAGAGAAAACCACAGGCCUUUAAAUAGAUGGCUGAAAAAGAGAAGUGUGAAGUGGAUAGAGAUACACAGAGAGAGACAGAGGGAGAAAGAGCGAGAGCAGAAGUUUACAUCAGUCUCUAAGAAAAGCAGAGUGGCAACCGGUUCCACCGUGGGACUGCAGCCGCUAACCUGGGAUUUACUCACAGCAACGAUCUCACAAAGCAGGCAGAACAAAGACAGGACGGAAGAGAAGUAACUGAGGGUUAAAGAUAACGGAAGAGGCGAAUCACUCAUAGGAAAGAGGGUCGCCAGCCAUGGGGAACCUCAUUAAGGUCCUUGGCAAGGAUUUAGAGAACUGUCCACAUUUUUUCCUGGACUUUGAAAAUGCCCAGCCCACGGAGGCAGAGACAGCCGUGUGGAACCAGGUCAGCGCUGUGCUGGAGGAGGCUCAUGGGAUCCUAGCCGAGCUGCAGUCCUAUAAUGGUGCAGGCCAGGAGAUACGAGAAGCCAUCCAGAACCCAGGCGACCUCGCUCUUCAGGAGAAGGCCUGGAACGCAGUCUGCCCCCUGGUGGCCAAGCUGAAGCGGUUCUACGAGUUUUCCCUCCGACUGGAGAAUGCCUUGCGCAGCCUGCUGGAGGCGCUGACCAGCCCGCCGUACGCUCCCAUGCAGCACCUGGAGAGAGAGCAGGCCCUGGCCAAACAGUUUGCUGAGAUCCUUCAUUUUACACUCAGCUUUGAUGAGCUAAAGAUGACAAAUCCAGCCAUUCAGAAUGACUUCAGUUACUACAGGAGGACUAUAAGCAGGAACAGGCUGAACAACCAGCAGCUGGAAGCGGAGAACGAGGUCAACAAUGAGAUGGCCAAUCGGAUGUCCCUGUUCUAUGCUGAAGCAACACCGAUGCUGAAGACUCUGAGUAACGCCACCACCAAGUUUGUUUCAGAGAAUAAGACCUUGCCCAUCGAGGACACCACAGACUGCCUGAGCACCAUGGCCUGUGUGUGCCGUGUCAUGUUGGAGACUCCGGAGUACCGUUGUCGGUUCACCAACACAGACACGAUGCUCUUCUGCAUGAGGGUGAUGGUGGGAGUCAUAAUUCUCUAUGACCACGUUCACCCUGUCGGGGCUUUUGCCAAAACCUCCAAAAUCGACAUGAAGGGCUGCAUCAAGGUGCUGAAAGAGCAACCAUCCAACAGUGUGGAGGGACUUCUGAAUGCACUGAGGUAUACGACACGGCAUCUAAAUGAUGACAGCACCUCCAAACAAAUCAGGGCCCUCCUGCAAUGAGAACGAGGAGAGCGGUGGAGAGAGGGAGGGGAAAGAAGGAGUGCACUUGAAGGAGGAGGAAAAAAGAAGACGAGGAGGAAACAAACGCCAGUGGCUGAUAAACCUGUUUGUUUACAACGAACAAAGAGAAUCAUCUCAAACCUGAUGAUAAUAAGAAGAGGAAAAUAAUUAUAUAUAUUGUCAGCUGUCCAUCAUUCUGUCUCUCAUUUUGUAAAGUAAGAAAAGAGAAAAAAAAAAGCCAGAAAAGAAAAUAUAGAUAUAUAUUAAAACAAGUGAAACACAAGCAGCAGAUGAAAAAUAAGUAGGAUUAAAGAGGAAGCUAUAUUGCAAAAUUUAAAGGUCAGAACUGAAGCAAGCUGAAAAUGUACAAAAAAAAAAAGGGUUCAUGUUCCAGCAGUAGUCUGACAAGUAUUUUUGCACACACUUUGAAAACAACGCCAUCUCCUUUCCCCUGAAAUCUGAUCCCAAACAGACCCCGCAGACUUUCCCUGCGCCCCCUCUCACAAACUCAGUUUAACUGGAGGGGAUUUAAGCUCUCGAGGUUGCAGAUGUAGAGGCGUGGCCGUCUCCUUCAGCUGCACUGAUCUCCACCUACAGGUGAUUUAUGGAGCAAUGUGAUGGAUACACUCCGGAGAUUUGCUUCUACCUGUUCUGUUUCCUUUCUGCAUCGGUGCAGCUGAAGGGAAAGAGGCAAGGACAUGAGUAGUCUUUUUAGGACGCCUCCAUUCCCACCCGGAUUUCUUCCUCAUUACCCUCACCCUUAUUCCCAUCCACCCAUCCAUUCAUCCAUCCAUCCAUGGGAUAUGUGGUUUUUCCUUGGCACAAAAAAAAUUACAUCCAUGCUGUGUGCCCUUACGCUGUAUAUGUUCCAGCACAAAACAUCUCGUGAGUAGUCUGGCUUUACUUGAACAAUGUCGUUCACUCUCUGUCUCUCUCUCUCUCUCUCUCUCUCUCUCUCCAUGGUGCUAAUGUGGUUUAGAUAUCACAGUACUAUCUUGUUAGAAAUCAAUAAAACAAAGGGUUUUCUUUGUUGCUUUUUUGCACUAAUAUGUUAAAUCUCAAAUUCUGAGAACUGCUUUCAGCUAUUCUGUGAUUUCACAUUAGUGCACAAGCGGGGAUGAAUGACCUGAAAGAUCCAAGAAAAAGCAUAGUAGGAAACCACAGCACACUUAACUUCUUCACCCAGUGCCAAAGCUGAUUGGUUUUUGCUUUUAUUACAUCACCAAGCCAGGCUCGAGGAGUGGGGGGUUUGAGGGGAUACAACUUUCUGAAAAACAUCACCGAUCACCAUUUUAAAGUAUGUACGAGGAUGAGAAACAACAUAAGAUGACACACACAAGUCAGAAGGCGGUCAAAUCUACACAUUUCAAGGGAGAGCUCUGAGUGUUCCAGUGUAAAUAUGUGAGGCUUUUCUCGGCAGGCAUCUACAUGGUCAGCUUGGGUCUUCGAGGAAAAACACAUCGACAUCUGCAUACAACUAGAGUUCGUUCUUUUAGUAAGAGGUUGUUAAAGAACUAAGUAAUUGAUUAAGUGGGAAAUAAAAAUAAAAAAGAUUCAAAAAGGAGAUUAAAAAGAAGUGCUGUACUUUGGAUGUCUAUAGCCCUUAGUCUAAUUUAAUUUGAUCUUAAUAAUAUAUUUUCUAUACAGGGGUAUGUGCACAAGCAUAUUCUGUAUAAAUAUAUAGAUGGCAUGUUGUAAAAGUUCUGACAGAAAUGUGUAAAUAAGGUGUUUUUAUUCAUUUUUAAUUGUUCAGUGACGCUGAAAUUGGGUAUGUGUUGUCUCUCAGAAUUACCAUGCGUUUGGCUUGGACCAUCGGACUUGCCGUAGUCAUAGGUUUCAGAAAUUCAGCUUCAUUAUGGCGAAUGAACCAGUGGGAGGGGAGGGACGCUAAGGGGUGGGUAGGGGCUGUCCAUUUGCUUGUUAUUUUGUACAUUUUGUGCAACAAUAAACUUGUCAUUUAUUACAUUCAA